AUGAGAGAUUUACAAUCCGAAUUGAGAACUCUUUAUAUCAAAUUAGGCAUCUUCUACGUGUUUUUAAUAUUUGAUUUAAUUUGGUCAUCAUUUAUUGAACCGACUACAAUGAAUCAAAUAUCUUAAGAUAGUAAGGAAGGAUCGACCUAAAUUUUAUGGAUGAGCUCCGUUCAUAUAAUUAUCACAGGAAUAAUUUUUGUAUUAUUCUGUACUUUGAUGUGGUAGACGUAGCCACUAAAGUUGGGAAUGAUUAAGCUGUUAAUCAGGUAUUCAUGCCUAUCAAUAUUUAGAGAUUUCAUAUAUGUCUUUGCAAUAAGUGGGCUUAUGCUUAUUAUUGUUGUAAUUGAAAGAGUAGCUAUUUUCAUAACUAAUACAAAAUCGAAUGCUACUGUAGUUGAAGUAAUUCAAUCGAAUUGGUCCAGUUUUUUUUAUUAAUUAUUUUAUUUUAUCAGAUAUCUUUUAAGACCACUCUACAUCUUUGUGAUGCUACAUGGUUCUAUGAAAAUAACGAAACCCUAUUAUCACAUGAGAAACCCAGAACUAUUCAUUAAUUGA
Messenger RNA from Paramecium tetraurelia, 555 nucleotides. RefSeq lists its product as uncharacterized. The record is from RefSeq and is a predicted model, not a curated record. NCBI's taxonomy places the organism in Eukaryota, Ciliophora, Oligohymenophorea, Peniculida, Parameciidae. The transcript has 2 exons.